AUGCCCUUCCUAACCUCCAUCCGCCAAAAGGCUCACUUAAUUUUCAUCACAAUCAAAGCAAAGCUUCUCCGAGCUUUUAUCCUCACCUACGCCCACCUGAGACCACACCAGAAACCAUCCCCCGACAUAAUCGAAUACAUCCCGGCAAAAUCCAACACAACAAAAACCAGCAAAGACCGAACUCGCAAAAUCAAAACCUACAUCUACCUCCCUCCAAAGAAGACGCCCUCCUCAUCCUCCUCUCCCUCCUCACCACCAAUCCCCUCCCCCGUCCUCAUAACAGCCUGCGGCUCCGGCUUCAUAAUCCCAGGCCUGGGCCUCGACGACCCCUACUGCCGCACGAUGGCCCUAAAAACCUCGCACGUCAUAAUAGACAUCGACUACCGAGUCGCGCCCGAGAACCCCUUUCCCAGCGCCAUCAACGACGUAAUCAGCGUCGUGAACUGGGUCCUCGCGCAGCCGGCGCGGUUCGACAAAGCCCGCAUCUCGAUCGGCGGGUUCAGUGCGGGAGGGAACAUUGCUGCCAGCGUUGCGGUGAAUUAUUUCCCCCCGGGCACUUUUGGGGCUCUUGUGGGGUUCUAUCCUGUUGUGGAUGCGUCGCAUAAUCCGGGCGAGAAGGUGCCUGUUAUCCCUGUUGAGAGGUGGAGGGAUGCGAUGGGGAAGGGUAAAGGGAAGGAUGGUGGUGGUGGGAGCCAGACGCCCAAGCCGCCAUUGGGUGGAAUGGGGUCUGUACCGGAUGGAGUUAUGGUGUUUAUGAGGGACUGUUAUCUGGCUGGGGAUGUGAGUGAGGGGAGGGUGAAAGACCCGAGGGUGUCGCCGGUGUAUGCGGAUGUGGGAAGGUUUCCGCGCCGGGUUUGUUUUGUGACGUGUGAGUAUGAUGUGCUUGCGCGGGAGGCGGAGGAGCUGGCGGAGACGAUUAAGGAGGGGAGAGAGGUGGUUGUGCAUCGUGUCAAAGGGUGUGGGCAUGCGUUUGAUAAGUAUUGUAAGCCCGGGAGUGAGAGGGAGAAGGCAAAAGAUCAGGCCUAUGAGAUCGUUGCGGAUUUUCUGAGGGGUGACUCGUAG
Molecule: messenger RNA, 1062 nt
Organism: Aspergillus versicolor CBS 583.65
Lineage: Eukaryota; Fungi; Ascomycota; Eurotiomycetes; Eurotiales; Aspergillaceae
Exons: 1
Coding region: 1-1062 (353 amino acids)
Molecular function (GO): hydrolase activity
Source: RefSeq, a predicted model, not a curated record